AAAUUCAAAAAAAAAAUAUUAAAGUGCCUUUUAUUUUUCUCUUAAUACUUGAAGAAUCUCCUCUUGAAAGAUAAAAACAUGAGGAUAGAAGGUAUGAGACUAGUUUGUGGUUUGAUUGUGGUGAUUGUGUUGCUGAAUUCAAAGAAAGGUGAGAGUAGAAGAUCAAAGAGUGGUUCUAGAAGUAAUUCAUUUGAGUACAAUGCUAUAAACUGCAAAGCACACAAUGCAUCAUUGGCUGAUUAUGGAGGAGUUGGUGAUGGAAACACAUCAAACACAAAGGCAUUUGAAAAUGCAAUUAAAAACCUGAGUCAGUAUGAAUCAAAAGGUGGUGUUCAGCUCUAUGUUCCUGCUGGCAAAUGGCUCACUGGAAGCUUCAAUCUCAUUGGAGUUCUAAGAAAAACUUAA
Messenger RNA from Arachis ipaensis, 405 nucleotides. The record is from RefSeq and is a predicted model, not a curated record. Lineage: Eukaryota; Viridiplantae; Streptophyta; Magnoliopsida; Fabales; Fabaceae.